GAAUGUUUUUGUUUUGUUGUCACAAAAGUUUAGGUUAGAACACUAAGGUUAGUAGGAGAUCACAAAUUCCAAAAAAAAACAAUUAAAUUACACCACAAAUGUUCACAAAGUUAUUUUAUUAAACAACACUUUCUGUGUUUAAUCAGAUAAUGUGUAGUUGCCGAAUUUCAUUUGACUGGUCAUAUUUUACAGUCCUUUGAAUGAGGCUGACUUAAACCAAGGUUUGCAAAGAAAAAAGGCAUCAAUAGUCCUGCUCAAGAAACUCCUAUAGAUCGAAAAUAUUUUAACAGAAAACAUGGCUCAAAAUUCACCGUUAAUUUUGAGGAUUUUAGCCUCAUCUGCCAUGGUAGUCUCAAGGGCUGGCCAGAUCAUUAGAGAUGUGAAAACUAACGGCGAACUGGGCAUUAUAGACAAGGGUUCCUAUAAAAAUGAUUUACAAACAGAAGCCGAUAGAUCUGCUCAAAAAUGCAUCGUCGGUACACUGUCCAAGCUGUUUCCAGGUGUUACAAUUAUAGGAGAAGAAGGUCCACAUAAUGAAAGCGAGGAAAUUUCAGCUGAUUGGAUUGUAACUGAUUUGGAUGAUGGAGUGUUGGCAAGCACGUGCCCAUCGGAGUUUGCGACUCUCAAGCCAGAAGAUAUAGUUGUUUGGGUGGAUCCACUGGAUGGCACUUUAGAAUAUACACAGGGCUUCUUAGACAGUGUGACUGUUCUGAUUGGUUUAGCAGUCAAUGGAAAGGCAGUCGGAGGCGUAAUACAUCAACCAUAUUAUAAUUUUAAAGAGGAGAAAGAUUGCAAAGGAAGGACUCUUUGGGGGUUAGUAGGCCUGGGGGUGGGUGGUUUUGUGCCCAACAGCCCACCAGUAGAUAAAUUUAUCAUCACCACUACAAGGUCUCAUUCAGAUGAUACCGUAGUUAAAGCGGUAGAGGCUUUGAAACCGGAUGAAGUUAUUAAGAUGGGAGGAGCUGGACGUAAGACGAUAAUGUUGUUGGAAGGCCAUGCACAUGCCUACGUGCACGCUAGUAAAGGUUGUAAAAAGUGGGAUACGUGUGCCCCUGAAGGCGUCUUACGAGCUCUGGGUGGCAUUCUUACUGAUAUCCAUGGCAAAGCGUACGAUUAUUCAAAAGAUGCUUCGUAUCCAAAUAACCAAGGCUCUUUUGCAACAUCCAGGUAUGUAAAUCAUCAGGAACUGAUUGACAAAAUUCCCCAAGAGUUAAAGGAUAGAUUUCCAUAUUAACCAGAGAAAAAGAGAAAGUGCAGAAACCAGUACUAAAUCUGAAUAUAUUGAUAUGGUGUUGUUUUAUUAUAAUGUUAAAAACGAUUAAACUCGAUCAGGUAGAUGGGAAAUUUGAUUAGCUGAUUUAUUGGGAUUCCGUUAAAGAAUUGUAAUAAAUAAUCAAUCAACAUAAAUCAAGUUCUGAUUUUACCCUUUUACCGAAAAUACUAUUUAUGAUAAUCGCUGUUAUUUGUAUUUAAUACAUAUUUGGGAAUAGGGAUUUUAUUUAGGAAAAUUAUGUUCAAAGAUACAUUAAUACUUUGCUAUCUUUAUUGUGCACGGCAUAUUACCCUUAUAUGAAAUAUGUUAAAAAAAUUAAUUCCAUACUUAAGUGUUGACUGUUAAGUGUACAACAUACGUUGAGUACUUGCAUUCAUAUUAAAUUGCAUAAAAUAUAGUAAAGCAAAUAUAAAUAAUUAAUACAUUGAUAAUAUCUUUACAUAUGUAUGAAACAUUGAAAUAUCUAUAUUGAUUGGGAAAUAAUAGUAAACAAUGGUGCAACUACUUGCAAUAAUGCAUUAA
Molecule: messenger RNA, 1795 nt
Organism: Dendroctonus ponderosae (mountain pine beetle)
Lineage: Eukaryota; Metazoa; Arthropoda; Insecta; Coleoptera; Curculionidae
Product: 3'(2'),5'-bisphosphate nucleotidase 1
Exons: 8
Coding region: 296-1234 (312 amino acids)
Molecular function (GO): 3'(2'),5'-bisphosphate nucleotidase activity
Source: RefSeq, a predicted model, not a curated record